This is a messenger RNA of Leptidea sinapis, 1737 nucleotides long. Its product is annotated as ATPase WRNIP1-like. The transcript has 8 exons. The coding region runs from base 119 to 1690 and encodes 523 amino acids. Gene Ontology annotation, cellular component: nucleus. Gene Ontology annotation, biological process: DNA-templated DNA replication; regulation of DNA repair; DNA repair. Gene Ontology annotation, molecular function: ATP hydrolysis activity; ATP binding; DNA binding. NCBI's taxonomy places the organism in Eukaryota, Metazoa, Arthropoda, Insecta, Lepidoptera, Pieridae. The record is from RefSeq and is a predicted model, not a curated record.
AAGUGCCCAUUAUGGACGAAUAAAAAAAAGUUAUAUAAAGUAAAUAGUUUAGUUUUCAAAACAUAGCAGGUUGCUGUCGUGUAAACAGUAAUUCAUAAAUGUUUGAGCGAAAGUAAAAAUGUCAUCUAUUAAUUCUAAUAAUCUUGUACCUUGUCCUGUUUGUAAUAGUGAAUUUUCUAAAGAUGUAAUAGAAUCGCAUGUAAAUAAAUGCAUAUUCCUGUCUGAAUCGCAAAAUGAUUCCAAUUCCAAUAAUUUUAAGAGGAAUUCACCAUUUGAAUCAGAGUCGAAAUCUUCUCCACGACUUAAGCGUGUUAAAAUUACUGAGAACAAAAGUUCGUCAUCAUCAACACAAUUUGGGAAUCAUAGUAAACUGAAAUAUAAUGACAAUCGCAAUGUAUUAAAUAAAAGCAAUGUACCCUUAGCAGAGUUAAUGAGACCAAUUAUUCUUGAAGAUAUAGUAGGACAUAAGGAGUUAUUUGGCAAUGGAUCCUUGUUACAGUCUAUGCUUUCCAACAAAAAGAUUCCAAACAUGAUACUAUGGGGUCCUCCAGGUUGUGGAAAGACAUCAAUUGCUAAUGUCAUUGCUAAUAUUUGUAAGGAACAGGAGAGUCUUAGAUUUGUUAAGUUAUCGGCUGUAAUGGUUGGCAUUAAUGAUGUAAAAGAAGUUAUAAAAGCUGCAAAAAAUGAGUUACAAUUCAAAAGGCACACUGUAUUAUUCAUGGAUGAAAUUCACAGAUUUAACAAGCUACAACAAGACACAUUUUUACCUCAUGUUGAAAAUGGCACAAUUUCAUUAGUUGGGGCAACUACAGAGAAUCCUUCAUUUAGUUUGAACAAUGCUUUGCUAAGUCGGUGUAAAGUUAUUGUAUUGCAAAAACUAUCAACAAAUGAUGUAACUAAGAUUUUAGAAAAAGCUAUAGCUCAAAAUGAAAAAGCUGUGAUUGUUGAUGAUUUGAAUGGUGAAGCUGUUAAUGAUAUGGGGGAAGAUUUUAGAUGUUCAAUAGAGAGAAAGUCAUUAAAAUGGUUGGCUGAAAUGAGUGAUGGAGAUGCAAGGAUAGCUCUCGGUGCUUUAGAGCUUACUAUAAUGUCCCAAGCAGCAAAUCAAAUUUCUGGGUUAAUUAGCUUGCAAAGUUUGAAAGAAGGAAUCAAGCGAACACAUAUUCUAUAUGAUAGUAAGGGAGAAGAGCAUUAUAACAUAAUAUCAGCCAUACAAAAGUCCAUUCGUGCCAGCGACGACAAUGCAGCCCUGUACUGGACCACACGAGCGCUGCACGCAGGAGAGGAUCCCCUGUAUAUCGCCCGACGAUUAAUCAGAACAUCCUGCGAAGACAUAGGAUUAGGAGACCCGAAUGCAGUCGUGGAGGCUGUAGCAUGCCUACAAGGCUGCCAACACAUAGGAAUGCCCGAGUGCGAUGUGUUAUUGGCACAGUGCGCCGUGAGAUUGGCUCGCGCACCUAAAAGCACCGAAGUAUACCACGCUAUGAAGAACGUCCAACGCACAUUGAACAACUCAAGAGGACCGCUUCCAUCUGUACCCUUGCAUUUAUGUAAUGCUCCCACCAAACUAAUGAAGGAACUAGGAUAUGGCAAAGGAUAUAAUACACAGCAUAAGAAUGAAUCUGGUUUGACAUAUAUGCCACAGGGUUUAGAAAACACAAAUUUUUUCAAUGUUCAUGAUAAUGGUGAUUGAUAAAAAUUCAUUUAUAUCAUUUAUGUUAACAAAAUAAAAAACAAAAA